CGCCACCACCAGCUCUGAACUACAUUCAACCCCCACCCCUUCACAUCACAACCCUCUGUUUCCCUCACUAAAGACCAUUGCCUUUUUUUUUUUUCCUGAAAUGGAAGCACUCAACAGGUGCUCAUCACUUACUUCUUCAUCAUCCGGUUCGUCUUCCUCAGACUCUUCACUGUCCGGUAACAAGACACGAAGAGACACAGACAAACCAGAGAGAAUCAGAGGUCCUUGGAGCGCAGAGGAGGACAAGAUUCUGACCCGCCUUGUGGACCGAUACGGGGCGCGAAACUGGACCCUGAUAAGCAAGUACAUAAAGGGUCGGUCCGGAAAGUCCUGCCGGCUCCGGUGGUGCAACCAGCUCAGCCCAAAUGUGGAGCACCGUCCGUUCUCUCCGGCGGAGGACGAGAUCAUCUUGGCCGCUCAUGCUAAGUAUGGUAACCGGUGGGCCACCAUUGCCCGGUUGCUUCAGGGUCGGACUGAUAAUGCUGUCAAGAACCAUUGGAACUCGACGUUGAAGAGAAAAUAUCUACAAAUCCAUGAACAAGAUGGUCAGAGAAUGGACGGUGGUGAUUUGAAGAGUGAAUCAGGAUCUGGGUUUUUCAUGAAUUCUGAUAAUAUUAGAGUGGCUGAUCGGACUUUCUCCGAUUCUGAUAAUUUUGACCCAAUGACGACUUUGUCAUUGGCGCCGCCGGGAGUGGUGGGUUAUGAGCUGCCGGAGAGAAAGACCGAGAAUUUUCCGGCGGGGUUUUGGGAUGUGAUGAGGGAUGUGAUUGCAAAGGAGGUGAGACAGUGCGUGACGACGUCGUUCUCGGAUGCUUCCUCGGGGUUUCAUUAACGUUAAAUGUGUUCGUUGCUUGUUAAAAUCUCCCUGUCCUUUUCUGUUUUUUUAGGAAUUAAUUAAUCUGUCUUUUUUCAAAGGUAUUAAUUAAUCACCUUCUGGUUUAAUUAAUCUAUUGUAA
Messenger RNA from Ilex paraguariensis (yerba mate), 956 nucleotides. The record is from the annotation of a GenBank genome assembly. NCBI's taxonomy places the organism in Eukaryota, Viridiplantae, Streptophyta, Magnoliopsida, Aquifoliales, Aquifoliaceae.